CUUUCUUAUAAUCAGGCGGAUUAUACAACUUUUACGAAAAUUGUCAAAAUGUUGAGUUUGGUGUGUUUCUUGUAGAUUUUUCGGAUUGAUGUUCUUGACCCUGAGCACCUCGUUUCCUCUUUCAUAAACAUUUUUCGAGCUUUUCAUCUUUUGGUUUUGCUCGCACACCAACUUUCUUUUCAUUUUGCAGGGUAAUUUAUUUAUCAUGUCAAACAAUCUUCAUCCGCUGUAUUCUUGAUCGAGUAAUGAACAAAGAUCUCCAUAUUUCUUACCAAGAAUAGCUUUUUAUACCUCUGGUAACUGGAAGUGGAAGAGAGGUAUUCAAAAACCCUUAUUUCUGAUUCGUCCUAUUCAUUGAUCGUUCGAGCAAUAAAGAUCUCCGAGAACUACCACAUCUACUACACAAGCAUCUUUUUAAAUCUGUGGUAGCUGGAACAGAGGUAUCUAUUCGCAUUCUUCAAAAACCCUUUCUGACCGCCCGUAGGAGAUUUUUUUCAACAUUCUUCCCAUGUAUUUUUGCCGUAGAUAUUGUUUCGCCAAAUAGGAAUAGCAGGUCAUAAUAAAUCGCGUCUCCUCGCCCUGCGGUCGUUUAUUUCCUUGCACAAGAAAUACAGCAAGGACCACCGUUUAUAGUUAAAUUUUUGUCGCACGACCUUCAUCUUCAUCUUUAUCCCACCGCCCAACACAGCGCAGACUUUGUGUAGUCUGACAGCUGGGACCAGCACAACGUCGUGACAAUAUGGCCGUUCCCUGCGAUGUGCAGGAACUUCCGGUCGGUCAGUCCGCGAACUCCAACGACAAUGCGAAGUACGUGCAGGGUCUCAUCGACCAAGCGCUCGGGUCGAAACAGGACGGAAAUGACAGCUUCAAGGCGGGGGAUUACAAAAAGGCCACCACCCACUAUACCAACGCGAUAGACCACUUUGAGGACGUAAUCGAGUGCCAUUCGACAAUAGAAGAAAAGGGCGUAGAGGAGGAGGAGGAAAUAAGUCCGGGAGGAGGGAGCAGCGGAAAUAAUAAAUCUGACGUCGUGUCAGAAUGCAGCACAACAGACGGAACUACAACUGCUGCAGAUCUUCAUGGAGAAGCUGCAACUACUGCAAAUGGAGAACCAGCUACAUCGAAUGACGCCGUUGACCAUGCAGCCGUUGCUGCAGCAGUAGCCAAUGCGACAACGGGCGCCAACACGAACGGCGUCGCGCCGAUGGAGGGCGUGGUGUCGACAAAACCGAAGACGACCGUGACGGAAAUAAGAAACGUGGAUAACGAAACAUCGCGGAAGGUCGCCCGGGAUAUGGCCAUAUGUUACUCCAAUCGCGCGUUCUGUCACAUAAAAAUGGAAAAUUUCGGGUCCGCAAUUAUCGACGCGGAACGGGCGGUGGAGGUAUAAUUACCAGUUUUUUGUCCUCUCAUAACAAGCACAUGCACGACAUGAGGGAUUUGAAAGCCAAACAAAAAUGGCGCUUGAGUACACGAUACAAAUUUAAGUCGUAGGUACGCUUCUUGAUGCUAUGCGGUAUGAUAUGAAACGCAACCGCCGUAUUAUCAGGUCGACCCGGCCUACAGUAAAUCCUAUUACCGUCUCGGGUGUGCGCGAUUUGCGUUGCUGAAAUACAAGGACGCAAUGAAAGCCUUCAAAUCUCUGGUCCGACUUGCCCCGGCCGACAAGGACGCAAAACUGAAACUGAAGGAGUGCGAAAAGGCGGUUCAGCAGCAGAAAUUCGCGGCAGCGAUAGCAACGGAGGGCACUGCGCCAAUAAGCGAACUCUGCGAGAAAUUCGUGCAAAGUAUUUUUUACAUUAGAGCUAUUGCUCGAUUUUUGCUACAUCUCAGUUGGUUGCGAGUAGCUACCCUGAAUGAUAAAUUUUACCGUUUCGUCUUCUGAUAAGUAAGUACACGAUGUGAAUGUAAUCGUGCGCUUCUACGCACACCCUCACCCAAAAAUUUCUACCUUCAGACCUCGAGAUCGAGGAUACCUACAAGGGGCCCAUCUACCUAUGCAUUGCAAAUAUGUCUGGGUCUGGAGAGUUGUGAUGCAAGUCAGUGAACAGCAAGUGCACUGUAAUGCGCCGCCAAGCAUGACAAGUAUUAUCGUGCUUCUGUGCUGCGUAUUACGCAUGAGAAACUGCGUUUUUGCAUGACAGACAAGAGGGGCUGCUUGUGGCCAGGCAAUACAGAUCGCAGAGUCAUGUCGGACUAGCAUGACAAUCUUCCAGACCCAAACAUAUUUGCAUUUGAUACUACCCGGGCAAGGACCAAAUUACCUCCGACUGGGUCGUAACGUUCCUGGAUUACAUGAAGGAACAGAAGGUGAUCCACAAAAAAUCCGCCUACCAAAUGGUCCUGGACGUGCUGAAAUUACUAAAAACGCACACGACCGUGCAGAAACUGGAAGCGGAAGACGAGUUCACGGUGUGUGGGGAUGUGCACGGGCAGUAUUAUGAUCUGCUGAACAUCUUCUCCCUGAACGGAUUCCCGUCAGAAACCAACCCGUACCUCUUCAACGGUGACUUCGUGGAUCGAGGGUCCUUUUCGAUAGAAGUCAUACUCGCCCUCUUCGCCUGGAAACUGUGCUACCCGGAUAAGGUAAAAGAGAUUUGUGCGUAGCAGCUGUUUUUUUUUGCAAUUGUGCAUUACAAAUCUUUUUCCUAAAAUCAGCAUUACAGAUUCCAUUUCUCGUCAUGAUGAGGAAAUUUGCAAUGCAAUUCAUACUAAUAUUGCGAUGUGUAUUAUCACAGGUUCACCUGGCCCGCGGCAACCACGAGACGCGGAACAUGAACAAGCUGUACGGGUUUGAGGGGGAAACCAGAAACAAAUUUGACGUGCAGCUCUACAACCUGUUCUGCGAGACGUUUUGCUACUUGCCGCUCUGCCACGUCCUGAACAAGGAAAUCUUCAUCGUUCAUGGCGGCUUGUUCUCCGCAGACAACGUCACUAUCGAAGAUCUGGAGAAAGAGGACAGGUAUAAGAAUACUCUCUGAAGGUGAAGACUAUGCUGUUGCUGACGAGGACUUAAGGUGUGCGCAUGGUAGUAGCCACGAAUUUGAAUCGUAGACAACCAUCGUCACAGGUUCUGCAUCUUCAUCUUCAAAGUAGUUACUUGUAACCGCACGCGCUUAUGGUUAUGAUCCUGAUAUAUAAUAAAUUCCGCAUGUAGUCGACAAAACGCUUUUCUAUAUCAGAAUCGGCGAGCCCCCAGACAGUGGCAGAAUAGUGGAAAUGCUCUGGUCGGAUCCCGGCCCGCUUCCCGGUAGAUAUCCCAGUAAACGCGGGGUAGGAGUGGCAUUCGGCCACGACGUAACGGACAAUUUUCUGAAGACGAAUGACCUCAGCAUGGUGGUCAGAAGUCACGAAAUGAAGGAUGAGGGGUAUAUAGAUAAGAAAUUUAAGAUGUUGACUUUUAAUGCCUCAUGUUGUCGCACAAAGAAAAUGGAUGCAUAACUGUUUUUUUUUAUUGGGAAAUAAACAAAUGCAACCCCAGGUACGAGCUCGAGCACAACGGAAAGCUGUGCACCAUCUUUUCCGCGCCGAACUACUGCGACCAAAUGAAAAACAAGGGCGCGUUUAUCCGGUACAAGGUGGGGAAGGAAAACAGGUCGAAGUGGAUCGAGAAGGAGACGGAGCAAGUCAAGAAAUCAAACGAGUACUUGCGGGAUUUGAGCUACAAAGUCGUCUCCUUCGAUAUAGCGUUCUCAAACGUUACAUUCUCAACUGUUACAUGAAAUUUGUAAUGCAAGAAUGGCAAAAGUGAAAGGGAAACGCUGCGCCUUUUGCAUGACAGGUUUGGAGCAGAUUGUAAUACUAUCUAGCGCGUCGAGAAGUUGUCAUGCGGAAAAGGCUGGACAGUGUUCAGAGUAGUAGCGUUUUUGCAUGACAAAUAUAUGUAACAGUUGAGAAUGUAACAGUUGAGAGCGCCAUAUUCGAACACGUCCCUCAUCCGGAGGUCCGGGCCAUGCGGUUCGCAAACCCGAUGCUGGGAAGCAUGAUGGGAAUGUGAUAAGCAGCAGCAGCAAUAUAUGAUCUUCGUCUAAAAUAAGUAGAGUAGAAAUUAUGUCCUCGACCACACGCACACGACUAGAAUUAUUCAAAUUUAUUCAAGUAAACGUGAUACAACGAACGACUUUUUCUCGGGCGGGACUCGAAUCUGAAUGGCAUUCUCCCGCUGAUGCAAAACCUAAACCGCUCCUUGGAGACGAUGACUUGAAGUUGUUCUUGAAGCGAUUGUUCAUAUACUUCGUUUCAAAACAACGCAGCUCUUUGGGCGGUCUUACAAGCAGAAAUGAGCAUGCGUGCAGCAUGCUUACUAUUUCAAUUUCAUACAUUGAUUGAAGGACGCUGAGCCUUAGCCUUUUUUGGUCAUCGAGUAAUGUAGAGCGGGUUUCAUCAAAGCAGUUUGCCUAUCUUACUACACAGCAUCGCAAGCUACUGCUUGGUGAACCUCCACUGUUUUGGGAAUCCUUUACGAGUGCGACCAAAUAAGCUGAAUUCAGAUCGACAUAGCUAGCAUAUCUACCUCCUUGAAGAUGGUUCUCAGUACUUACAACCCUUCUUUUAGGCUAGAAAUCUAGAAGCGCCCGCCUUUUUUCUCUUCUUUACAUUGACGUAUUUUUUGCCCCAUCAACAUCAUCUAGUAGUAGUACUUGGGAAAAGUUAGGAUACUAGCCUUAGUCGCUGACAAGGUAAGAAGAUCCUCGGCUUUCCUUCGCCUCAACGAAAAAUUCUAUCUAAUUCCUUAGAUUUAUACCUUUUGCAGCACAAGCUGCUGUACUAGAGCCCUUUUUUCCUCCACUCCAGAAGACAAGAGAGAAGCAACCGCACGUCUGGUGAUUUUUCCGGUAGUUCAUCUGGCAUGGAAGAACCUACCAAGCAAGAACCUUUUUUUUCCACAAAACCACCUUGGAACUGCAGCAGGUUUAACCUACUUCUACCUAGUUAUGUCUUUCUCAUACAUUUGCAGUUCAUUUUCUAGCAUCAGUAGAAGUUUAGCCAGGUUUUUUGUUAUCGCGAGACUUUUCUUAAGAAGCGCGUCCGCGUAUGGUAAACGUCUCUUGUUGAGGAUAUUUGAGCCUGGUACUUGCGCUAGAAUAUAGCUGGCUUGACUUUUGGAAGGAGCUGCUAUCCUGCGAUAUGCUACGGCUUGGAAGGAAUAAAAGGGAAACGAAAAUACAACUGACGUCGGCUUGCAAGAAACCCAAUCCAUUUUGACAUCACCAAGUAGUAAGCUCUAGCUCUGAAUAGUGCUUUGGUAUACUUAGCACCACAAACUACAUCAACAAGCCUACUUACAGGCUAUCAUGCUACAUUUCAUUCAAUGAUUCAUACGAUACGAAAAAAUGAUCCGAGCAAAGCUGCUCGCGAUAAUUUCAGGGGUUUUUUUUACUUAAUCUUUACGACGGACAAACAGGAACAGCACCAGUAGUCGCUAGCAAAAUUUUCAGCGCAUAAUUUUCAGCUGAGCCAGGACGUGGCAGAGUGGUACAACUUCAUGCGAUGCAUAAUACGGAUACGUACGACGACAAGAACAUAAUAAGUCGGAUUCUUGGGGGCUUUCGAAACCUGAUUUGUCCACGGCUUACAAAUGACGCGGUCGAAAGAUAUGCGAGCAAGUGUUCCUAGCCGGUACUAGGAAGAGCAACACCGGAUAAUUUCAAUUUGUAUACGAUUUACAUACAAAUUUCAAAGGAUAGGACACCGGAAAUACCGAAUCGAGUAGUUCCUGUAAAUCUCGACCGUGUUGAACUUUUAAAAAUGAACCAUGUGAUCAUGCGAAACAGCGACAGAAUUGUGAACAAUAUCACGACGUCGAGUACAAAGGUACGCAAGAUUAUAAACAACGCGAUCAAUUAAGUAAGUAAGCCACCUAGAAGCCGGGGUGUGUGAUCAUUCGG
This is a messenger RNA of Amoebophrya sp. A120, 5888 nucleotides long. NCBI's taxonomy places the organism in Eukaryota, Dinophyceae, Syndiniales, Amoebophryaceae. The record is from the annotation of a GenBank genome assembly.